Messenger RNA from Trametes versicolor FP-101664 SS1, 2079 nucleotides. Its product is annotated as cysteine proteinase. NCBI's taxonomy places the organism in Eukaryota, Fungi, Basidiomycota, Agaricomycetes, Polyporales, Polyporaceae. Gene Ontology annotation, biological process: protein deubiquitination. The record is from RefSeq and is a predicted model, not a curated record. Gene Ontology annotation, molecular function: cysteine-type endopeptidase activity; cysteine-type deubiquitinase activity. Gene Ontology annotation, cellular component: cytosol; nucleus. The transcript has 8 exons. The coding region runs from base 1 to 2079 and encodes 692 amino acids.
AUGGCCACUCAGCGCCUAGCGUCUCUGCUUCCUUGGAACUGGUCUGAUGCCUCUUCGUCCCUGAGCAAUUCUGAGAGAAAGAGACUGAAGCGGAGGCACGUAAGGAAUAGCACUCGCGAUGACCAGGUCGCUCGCACUUCCAGCCAAGGUACGCGUUCUCGGGUAGACCCUGUGCUGCCGCGCGCUGGACCACAGCUAUCCCCAGACACCACUCAUGAGAGCUCGAGUGAAGAUGGCUACUACCCCGGGCUUGUCAAUAUAUCUGGGACGUAUUGCUUCAUGAACUCGACUCUGCAGGCUCUGGCCUCUUUAACGUAUCUACAACCGCAACUAGAUGAGAUACAUGCUAGGGCAGAGUCCCUGGAUGUGCCCACUCCUGUCAUCGAUAACCUCCGCGAACUCGUCCGUGUGCUAAACACGCCCACCUCCUCCUCGCGUGCGCAUCGCCCCGUUGACAUCAUCGCCGCGUUGUCUACCUCCAACCCCUCGAAGAACAACUCGCUCUUCUCCUCUCGCGAGCACCAGGAUGCGCAGGAGCUCUUCCAGCUGCUCUCGGAAUGCAUCAAGAACGAGGCCAUGGCUGUUGCUCAAGAAAUCCGACGAGACCGGGGCUUGAGCGUAACACUAACGAAGCAGGACGACCUCGCCGCUCGCAAUAUUAGUAAGACGGUGUUCGACGGGCUCACUGCGAACCGGCGCAGCUGUAUGCAGUGCGGAUAUACAGAAGCGGUCAUGCACUUCCCGUUCGAUAACUGGCAGCUCGCGUUGCCUGGCAUGGUGGCUGCGUGUCGUCUCGAGGAGUGCCUCGAAGACUAUACGAGGCUGGAGCUGUUGAGCGAUUGUAUCUGUCGAAAGUGCUCCAUGCUCGCCACCUACCGGCGAUUAGAGCAGGAGGCAGAUAGGUUAACCGAAGCCUCGCAAGCGUCGAAUAACCCCUCUUCCUCCAAGAAGAAGCGCGCACGCGAUACGAGGAAACUGAUGGCUCGAGUCAAGGCUGCUAUAGACGAAGGUAGGAUAGAGGAAGAUAUCCCGGGCGUAAAGACCGAGAAGGUAUUCAGCCAGGCGUCCACAAAGCAGUCCAUGGUUGCCCGCCCUCCACCCGUUCUCGCCCUCCACCUCAACCGUUCAAUACACUAUGGCCACCACGCCACCAAAAACAACGCCCGCGUGAUCUUCCCCGAAAUCCUCGACCUCACCCCAUUCACCACCUCCGGGCAACUCUCCACCCAGCCCUCCUCACCCAUAUCCGCUCCGCCGCCACCCAUCCCCACCCAACGCUCCGUCACCCCGACGCCCUCCACCUACGCUGUCCCCCGCACCCUCUACCGUCUCGCCGCCGUCGUCUGCCACUACGGCCAGCACUCCUUCGGGCACUACGUCUGCUUCCGGCGCAAACCCCGCCCGCCCUCCGCCGGCGAGCGCCGCUUCGCCCCACCCAAGCUCGCAUGUCCCUUAGGCUGCGACUGCGCGCGCUGCGAGCGGUACGGGCCCGUGCGCGACUCAAGGGACGCAUCCGGCACGCACCCCGGGCGCGGCUGGCUGCGCAUCAGCGACGACGCCGUGCAGGAGUGCGGGCUCGAGCGCGUGCUGCAGGAAGGCUCGGGUGCGUUCAUGCUCUACUACGAGCGCGUGCAGCAGCCGCGCGCGUCGCCGUACACGGGCUCGCCCCGCGGCUCCGAGGAGACCAGCAGCAGCAGGCCGAACGGGAAUGGGGACGUGGCGCGGCGGAGGGAGAGCAGGGAGCGGCGGGACGACGACAGGGGCAAGGUCAUCGACCCACGCGUCGUGCGACGGACGUCCGCGCACCGAAGGCCCAGCGCGCCCCCCAUGAUGCGCACGGAGAGCUCGAGCACGACCGCCACCACGACCUCGAAGCACAGCCAUCACCCCUCCGCCCCGAACGGCGAGCCCGCGAUCGCGCCCUCCUCCACGACCCCGCGCCCGCCGCUGUCGCCGACGCCGUCGAGCAAGUCCGGGCGGCUGCGGAAGAGCCGGCGGUCGAUCUCGCAGACGCAGGGGGAUGCGCACCCCACCGUCGCGUCCGGGCAGGCGGCCCCGCCCACGUCGCUGCGCGCGUAG